CAUGCGUACUACAGACCGGCCGGACAGGCGGAUCGGGAAGCGUCCAACCUUCCCGCACUGUCCCACACACACAACAGGACUAGCUUAACAUCGAGAGUUGAGCAUGGGCGCAAGAUAGGAGUACCGUUGCCCUGUAUAUUGACGGAUAUAGAUGAGAGUAGAUCUUAUUUUAUAACAUUAAGUGGGUUAAAGUCGUCGUUCAGUGAGUGGCUGCCGUGGAAGUCACAGUUUUUUUCUUAGGCAGCCAUGGGUGGUUUAGGUAAUGGUCGUCGUGGUGGAAGGUCCCCUCCGCUAAUGAUUGGUGCCUUGAUCGCCUGUAUCCUAGUACUGGGCUUCAACUACUGGGUGUCCAGCUCCCGCAACCUGGAGCUUCAGACCAAGCUGUACGAGCUGGAAGGCCAGGUGAGGCAGGGGACGAAUGAGCGGGGGGUGGCAGAGCUGAAGAAGAUUGAGUUCCAGGAGCAGAUCCAGGGGCAGAAGGAGCAGAUCCAGAGGCAGAAGGAGCAGGCCAGCAGCAUAGAGGAGCUAUACAAGAGGCAGCUGGAGGAGGCUCAGAGCACCUGCGGCAAAGACAAGGGCACAAUGCAAUUGAACAUUUCCUCCAGUACUAAAACAAUACAACAACUCAAAGGUCAGAUUAGCCAGCUGAAUGGAGACUUUGGGAAGCUUCAGAAGCAACUGCAGGGUUGCCAAGGAAGCCUGGACACACUUAACAAGAAGUUCACUUAUGAAAUGACCCAGUGUAGCACACAGAUGCUGUCCCAGAAGGAGGUCUGUGAUGAGAGGGUGGCAGAGGCUCAGAAGAAGCUGGACAUGCUCAAGCAAGCUCCCGCAGUGUCAAAGCAGGCCGACGCGGGCGCGGCUCCGACAGGAGAGGAAGAGAAGGCACGUAAACAAGCGGAGGAGGGGAAGCUGGGGCUCGACGACACCAAGACGCUGCCCGUGGUAAACCACAGCCCUGCCCAAGCCAAUGCAAAAGAGGCCUCUGAACUACUGACCAAUGAGAUCAUCGUAAACAAAGGCCUGGAGGCCCCCGGAGCAGAGACCCCAGACCAGGGUCUCCCCCUACCAGAGUCUGAGUCGGUGGUCCGUGUGGCUGCAGCACGCCUGAACACCUUACCGCCACUAGAGGGCGCCGCGACGCCUCAGCACGAGGGACCAGCCUCUCUGAAACCACAGAGAAGUAAUCUGACAGAGGGUGCUGCAGUGGAGGUGAUGGAUAUUAAGGACGAGGAAAUUGAAGAAGCCGACCCCGGCCUGGACGACAUGCUGAUUGAACAGGACAAGGUGGAGGCGGCCGUCGGUCAGAAGGUCACAGAGCCGGGGGAUUACGACGCAGAUGAACAAAUGCCGGGCGGGGUUGACUUGGAGAAAGCCCAGAAUCAGAGGAUGGAGAAUACAGACAAGGAGAUGGAGGAGGAGGUGGCCGACUACAAUGGAGACGAAGACAACGAAGGGGAGUUUGAGGCUGACAAACAGGCUGAGCUGGCUCAGGACUGAGGGCUGAACAGGAAAUCGAAAGACUAUCCCAUGGACCACAGUCUCCUCCUAGGCUUAAGCAUAGUUCAAGUCAAGGUCAUAUCUUCCAAUGAAUCCAUCCAAGAAUCCAUACUGAACGACUUUCUGUAGGACAGGUCUGCAGUUUUGAGGUAUACACUGAAAAGGAAUAUUGAAUGGAAAAUGACAGGCAGUAAUUGCGUUACCAUUAGACUGUAUUUGAUCACUGUUGGCGAAGUCUAAAUAUGCCGCUAAAACGAAAAAGCACACAUAAUCUUCUAUUAGCUGUAUUUCCAACUUUCAAAGCUGCCUGAUCAGAAAAGCGUGGGACUCAAGAUCACGUAAAAUCUGUAGCCUCCUGAAGACGUUUCCACAUUAUUAUUGGUUGCACAUUUCCAACGCUUACGAAUGGCUUGUUUUGCAUAUCUUGCUCAGUUGUGUGCUGUGAUCGAGAAACAAGAAAACACUGUAUCCAAACGAGGAGCUGUGACUCCGCGUGAAAGACGGUCUUAUAAUUGAUGAUGGACUUCCUCCACAAGGAGGCGCUAAGUCACCAACCCGGUCCUCCUCCUUGUGAUUAAUGGCGGUAUCUCAGCUUUUCUGCCUUAAGAAAUAGCACAGGCUGCGAGGAAAGACUCUGUGAUAGCAGUGCUGAUCAUGGGUCAAUGUAACUUUAAUGUCGGCGCUGACAGCAGAAGCUCUAUUCUGUCCCCCCAUGCUUUUGUUGUGGUUUUAUUCUGGGAUUAGAAGAAGGGAUGAGGAUUCCGGUCUUUUAACCCUCAGGUUUGCUUAUUCGCCUGUGAACCCGAGACCCGUGGGAUCUGCAAAGUAGGCUUUUGACUAGCCAUGAUUUUUUUUUAAUGAAGGAGAUUUUUUGGAACCAACACAAUCAGGAACAAUGUGAAAAUCUUGGAGAGAACAUGUAGAAUAAAUCAUGAGUUAUGAACUGACAAACAGCCGUUAUGAAAGGCAUCGCAGUUGCCUUCACUCAAAACCAAACACAAUUCAAAACUAAUGUCAAACAUUCAAACAUAUCUGGUUGCCUCGUAUUUACACAGGACAGCGUAGUCCGAGUGGUUUUAAAAUGGUACCCUUAAAGAUGUAUAUUUUGAGCCAUUUCCAACAUGCUUAUCCCGCCGAUCGGUUUUUCGUUAUCGCAAAGAGGCAAUAUUGUUUUGUUACUAUUGGUUGGUCGUUGGGUCAAUAUGAGCGUUGGGCUCAACGUAACAAACUAUUUGUGGGAAGAUGUUUUCUUCAAGAAUAAGAUCCCUGUAAUGCUCUGUUCAAAACGUCCUCCAUUGUUCAUCAAAAGUAAGGUAUCAUGGUUGCUGUCUGCACCCACGGCUGAACCUUUUCUUAUUAUUAUUUUAUGAUUUUGAUCCAAUGUUUAAUGUUAUAUUUAUUCAGAUCAUUUGUGAAAAAAUAGAUACGUUGUCAAUUUGUUUUAAAUGAUUAUGCUUUUUAUAGGAGAAAUUACAAAAUUACAAAUAAAGCAUUUUUGCUACCAUUGUU
Molecule: messenger RNA, 3009 nt
Organism: Gadus macrocephalus (Pacific cod)
Lineage: Eukaryota; Metazoa; Chordata; Actinopteri; Gadiformes; Gadidae
Gene: golm1
Product: golgi membrane protein 1
Exons: 11
Coding region: 247-1500 (417 amino acids)
Cellular component (GO): Golgi apparatus
Source: RefSeq, a predicted model, not a curated record